Molecule: messenger RNA, 758 nt
Organism: Tachyglossus aculeatus (Australian echidna)
Lineage: Eukaryota; Metazoa; Chordata; Mammalia; Monotremata; Tachyglossidae
Gene: ATP6V1F
Product: ATPase H+ transporting V1 subunit F
Exons: 2
Coding region: 65-424 (119 amino acids)
Biological process (GO): proton transmembrane transport
Cellular component (GO): membrane; proton-transporting V-type ATPase, V1 domain
Molecular function (GO): proton-transporting ATPase activity, rotational mechanism
Source: RefSeq, a predicted model, not a curated record
CCCGAGGGCAGGGUUUCGGCUCCCCGAGUCCCGACGGUGGGCGCCGCGAAGGCGGGCGCGGAGCAUGGCCGGCCGGGGGAAGCUCAUCGCCGUCAUCGGCGACGAGGACACGGUCACCGGCUUCCUGCUCGGUGGCAUCGGGGAGCUCAACAAGAACCGACACCCCAACUUCCUGGUGGUGGAGAAGGACACGGCCCUCAACGACAUCGAGGACACUUUCCGGCAGUUCCUCAACCGGGAUGACAUAGGCAUCAUCCUCAUCAACCAGUAUAUCGCUGAGAUGGUACGGCACGCGCUGGAUGCCCACACCCGCUCCCUGCCCGCCGUGCUGGAGAUCCCCUCCAAGGAGCACCCCUACGAUGCGGCCAAGGAUUCGAUCCUGCGCCGGGCCCGCGGCAUGUUCACAGCCGAAGACCUGCGCUAGCAGCCCCCGGCUACUAGCCCUGAGCCUUCCCUCUGCAGUGUGUGUCCAUCUGUCCAUCCGGUGUCCCUCCCCUCACUCGGAGGCUUAUCCGAGAAGGUGUGGCCUCAGCCUGCUGGCACCCUUCAACCGGAUAAGUUCUCUCCAGCCCCCUGGGGUAGGCCGGGGCGAGACCAAAAACCUCAAGAGAAAGUAGAUCUGAGGGAACCCGAAGCUGGCCAUGCCCUCCAACACGAACACGCGCGCCUUUCUUUCCUUCCCCUCACCCUGCUCCCCAGCAAGGCUGGUGCUGUCUGUUUCAUAGUAUUAUUAAAUUAAAGGCUCCCCCUCUCCUGGC